Messenger RNA from Plasmopara halstedii, 1278 nucleotides. RefSeq names its product pyridoxal kinase. The coding region runs from base 1 to 1278 and encodes 425 amino acids. Gene Ontology annotation, biological process: pyridoxal 5'-phosphate salvage. Gene Ontology annotation, molecular function: pyridoxal kinase activity. Lineage: Eukaryota; Oomycota; Peronosporomycetes; Peronosporales; Peronosporaceae. The record is from RefSeq and is a predicted model, not a curated record. The transcript has 3 exons. Gene Ontology annotation, cellular component: cytosol.
AUGGUAGACGACGGUCGUGUGCUGAGCAUUCAAUCGCACGUGGUACAGGGCUACGUAGGCAAUAAAAGUGCCGUAUUCCCGCUUCAGAUAUUAGGGUUCGACGUGGAUCCUAUCAACAGCGUACAAUUUUCCAAUCACACAGGAUACGCGACGUUUACAGGACGCCGUCUCACGGGCGAUGAGCUACACGAGCUAUUGGAUGAAGCCAUUGUACGUGUAUACGAGCGACUUCGAGCGGCACAGACUCAAUCGGAGCACCUUGUAUAUGUAUGUGAUCCAGUGAUGGGGGAUUUAGGCAAGCUUUACGUUCCUCAAGAGUUAGUUGACCUUUACCGUUUAAAGGUAUUACCUAUUUGUGACGUUUUAACGCCAAAUCAGUAUGAAUGCGAACUAUUGACAGAGAUGAAACUUCAGACGGUAGAAGAAGCAAUGUUUGCGUGCAAGAAGCUUCAUUCUUUAGGCCCAAAGGUUGUAGUAAUCAGUAGCUUUCACGAAGCGUUUGAAAAUGCGAUGCCAAAGAACUUAAUCGUCAUUGGCAGCAAAGUCGUUGCGAACAAUGGCAAGCAUUUUUGCGAGCAGUUUGAAAUACGUUUUCCAUGGAUUGACAGUUACUACACUGGUACGGGUGAUUUGUUUGCAGCACUUUUGCUUGCUUGGCUCUACCGCUUCCCAAAUGAUUUCAAACGUGCACUCGAGAACGUGAUUUCGACGAUCCAGGAUGUGCUUCAAAUCACAUUAAAUCUAGGUGGAAAAAAUUGCGAUUUAAAAUUAAUUCAGAGUCGAAAUGUCAUUGCGCAUCCUACCGUACGAUUCAUGGCUAAACCUCUUGCGGUGCCUAUACUGUUUGUUUUCGUGGACUUAAAUGUCUUGCUUACGACGAGCAGCGAUGGCCAAGUAAUUGACGUACCAGCAAAUGCAUCAAUCCAGCGCUUUGAGUUGUUAUACGCUUUGUUGUCUCUCGUAGGCUCUGAAAAUGUCACGAUUGUCACUAAUAAUACGAUUCCAUCAGCAAAGGCUUUAGUUGACCACUUUGUAUCAAGUGACACAAGACUAAAGAACAUCUCAAUUAAGGACAUUCAAGAGGCGCUUUUUUUCAAUGCUAACGAAUCUCGCAAAUGUGAGACAGUGAUCGUGACUGACUCAACCAACAUAAUUGAACAAAGCUCUUGCAGUCUGUUUCAAGUGGUGUCAGCUACUGCUUCUGAUAUAGCAGUAGUUACCUAUAUAAAAAAGCACAAUGAGCGCUGUCUUCUUGCAUAUCCGUUAAGGUCAAAGUAA